AUGAAAGACUUUCUAGCGAGGAAAGGCGACUUAAUACGAGAAAUAAAAACUUGUGGAAAAAGCUUCAGGGUCAAGCACAAAAAGGCAAUUUUGGGCAGUAUCUUUGAUCUACCGCCAAAAAUGCUGAAAACUGAGAACGCAAGCUUGAUCGCUGCCAAUGAAGAACUACUAGUUGCAAGAUCAAAAACAGAUGAAGCAGAGGCUGCAUUGACUGAAAUCAAGGAAGAUUUAGAUGAAUCAAAGAAGGAGAAAACAGAGAUUCAAGAAAAGUUGAACACUGAAAGAAAAAAGAAUUCUGAUCUUCAAAGCGAAAUCGAACAGUGUAGAAGUAACGACGAAAUUUUGAGGGAUGAGAUCAAGGAGGAGAAGGCGCGAUGCUCCCGAAUUACUCAGGAUUUGAAAAAUGAUCUCGAGCAAAGAAAAAACGAAACAGAAAUGCUCAAAGAACAAUUAUCGAAUCAUGAAAAAAAAAAUUCAAGAUCUCCAGCUCGAAAGCGAAAACUGCUUUGGACAAGAUGCGAUUUCUCGGAAAAUCAAGAUCCAGGAUGGUAUUCCUCGGAGUAUAAAUUCAAAAUUUCAACAAUAAGUGGCUGUGAAAUCAUCGAGCUAGAUGCCAAACUUCGAUUUGGUUAUAGCACGGAAUCUUCUGUCGUCACGGUGGCGGAUCAACAAUCAGCAAUAAUUUGUUUUUCAAAUGAUGAAGCCUGGAAACAAUGCGAAGAAUUUGACGGAAGAGAUGUUUCAUUAAAACCGGCGACGAAGUACCCUCACUGGAAUUCAUGCCAAUACACUCUCACUCCUGCAUCGGUGUUUACGACGGAUAUCUUGUCCUGGGAGGUCGAUACGAAAAGGAAUAUCGAGAAGACUGGUAUUAUUCCUCGUCACUAG
Messenger RNA from Oikopleura dioica, 888 nucleotides. Lineage: Eukaryota; Metazoa; Chordata; Appendicularia; Copelata; Oikopleuridae. The record is from the annotation of a GenBank genome assembly.